Messenger RNA from Diabrotica balteata, 1746 nucleotides. Lineage: Eukaryota; Metazoa; Arthropoda; Insecta; Coleoptera; Chrysomelidae. The record is from the annotation of a GenBank genome assembly.
AUGAGUAAAUUCUUAAAAUUUGGAAUAUGUGGUGUAGAUAUAUCCAUAGAGCUCUCACAUUUAAUUCAUGUACAAAGAAUGUUUAAUGCUUUUGCAAAUACCGUUAGUGGUAAACAUUCAACAUUUGAUAAAUUAGUAGUAUCAACAGUAUCAAGUGAUGUAAACAAAAACUUAUCUGUACCUUAUGACAAUAAGCCAGAAAAAUCUCAAGAUGUAGAAAAUAUUUUAAAUCAGAUAAUACAACUUAGUUUGAACUUAUGCGAUAAUAUUCAGAUAGUUGAUGAAAAUAAUUUGUAUUGCAAAAAGCAAGUGCUUCUACAGGAUACCAUAAAAAAUCAAGUUGAUCAACAAUAUAAUUACAAUAAAGUCCCACAGCCUUAUUGGUUACCUUGCUACAGUCCAUCAUUAUUUUCAAAUUUAUAUCGACACUGUUAUAAUAGUAAUCAAUUUUAUCAAAAUAUAUUCCCAUCAAAUAUAUUGUUAAGGCAAUUUCACACUCAACAAGUACAGAGGAAGAAAUAUAAGAAACAUAAAUACAUAGAUAACAGUGCUGGUACCAAUAUCAUGUCUUUAAGAUUGUGGGAAAAUACAUGUGAGAAAAUCAGUGGAACCCCUGGUUUUAUUUUUACUUUAAUGUCAUACAAUGUUCUUGCUCAAGAUUUAGUGGAACAGCAUCCUUAUCUUUACAAGGAGCAUGACUCAUCUUCUUUGUCUUGGCCUACCAGGUGGAAAAAUCUAUUUGAAGAAAUUUCUCAGUUUAAACCAGAUAUUCUUUGCCUUCAAGAAGUACAAGAAUCCCACAUUGUUGAUUAUUAUUCAACUCUGAAGAUUUUGGGUUAUGAUGGAAUUUUUAAAAAGAGAACAGGUAGCCAAAGCGAUGGUUGUGCUAUCUAUUACAAAUCAGACAAAGUUAAAAUGGUAGAUUAUAACCUGGUGCAGUUUUACCAGUCCGAUAUACCUGUAUUGAAUAGAGAUAAUGUAGGCAUUGUUGCAAAAUUUGUACCAACAUUGCAUCCCACAAGAGAAUUUGUCGUGGCAACCACUCAUCUCCUGUACAAUCCUCGUAGGGAUGACGUGAGGAUGGCACAGAUGCAUCUACUCUUGACUGAUAUUGAGAAAAUGAGUUACAAAAAUGAUAAAGGGAAUAUACAUUACUUGCCUAUAAUACUUACCGGUGACUUCAACUCUCCACCGCACUCCGACUUAUACGAAUUUAUUACACAUGGUGAUAUUAAGUAUGAAAAUUUAGCAGAACCGCUUAAAACACCUGGAGAUUCUAGGAAACAGCAACUUGUUACCUCUUCCUUGGGAAUCACAGACAAUAGCGAAUAUUUAAGAGAACUUCAACAGAGGCUCAAAGAAUGUUCAAUUAUAGAUAUAACCAAAGAUAAAGACGAUUCAGAUCUAAAAUCGAGUUCGGAUAAAAGACAAUGUGAUAAAUCGCUUCAGAACAAUAAUAAGUAUAAGAAAAGUAAAAGUCUGUCACACAAUUUUGGUUUAAAAUCGGUGUACAAACAUGGAUCUGGACCAACUGCAGAAGGAACUACUCAUCAAGACGAAUGGUUGACUGUAGACUACAUAUUUUACAGCAUAAAGAAGAAAAAUAAGAUCCAAAGUGAUAAGUUACAACUACUGUCAAGAUACAGAUUACCCUUAUGUCAAGAGUUACAGGGCGUACGAAUACCAAACUCUUUUAUAGGAUCCGAUCAUUUAUCCCUUAUUGCGAAAUUCAAGUUAGAAUUUUGA